GGUUCUAUUCUGAGCCUCGGCGGUGGUCUCGGCUGUCAGUUCACCGCCACGCGUGCCCCCUGCGCCCUACGCAAAGUGCAGAGGCCAGGAAGGUGUAGAAACAACGUAGCCUCCUGUCUCUUGGGAUAUCUAGAAUUAGACUCGGUCACGUUUUAUUGGGGGGAGUUGGGGGAAAAGCUCCAUGGAGGAAGCAACAGAUGGACAGGUCUUCUAUUGGAAAGAAGGAAGGAAUCAAUUAGAAUGGGCGUUCCGAGUAAAGACACCUGCUUGAGCAAGAACAAACUGGUUUGAGUAUUUGUACAACAGGGAGUUUUAGGCGCUAAGCUAUGAAAGAUAGGUGGGCGCCGUGUUGUGGAGGGUGUUGAGUACCGGGCAGAGGAAUUUUGACCUAAUUCAGGGAUCUGUUGAGAGCCAGCCAUUGGAGGUGUUGCAGUAGGGAGAGUAAUAGGAUUGAAGCAGAUUUAGGAAGGAAGUUCUGGGUCCUUGUGUAGCAAUUUGGUGAAGCAUUAAGAUGACAUUUCAAGAACUAAAAUUAAUCUUAAGGAGGCAGUUUAGUUGGGAGGUAAUAAAGGGCUAAAAAGGACAUUAACAAUUGAACAUGUAAAGGACAGGGUAUUUCAAGGUCAUUAAUCAUGGUGAUAAGGCAUGAGAUUAGUGACAGGUCAGUGGAAGAAAAUAGCUUCUUCGUUCCCUGUUAAUUCUGGCCAGUGGGCUCCUUUCUAUCUCAGCUACUCCCAGGGACCACAAAAAUUCUUUCCGUCAUCCUGAUGAGACACUGACUACAUUGCUUUCUCAUGUUUAAACAAUCUUCAGACCUAGUCCUCUGGCAGGAAAUGAGAUACGAACAGGAUAAUCAAGGGCAAAAUGGAAAGAGGGGCCUGAAGUGUCGGCUCUUGCCUUCUAGCCCCUCCCUCCACCCCACAGAGAAUAUUGAAAACACAGUAGCACUCACCUAUCCUUCCUGCACCCUGCUUCUGCAGUGGUUUUGGGGGAGGGGGGGACAAGGGUGAGGAUGGAUUGCAGAGUCUGGUUUCUAAACUGAUCUUGUGUUUUGUCCCAUUUCCACUACCCCCACCCCCAGGUUUUGAAAAUGCCUCAGAGCCUGUAAGUUCAGUGUUUCCCUCUCAAGAUGCCCCUCUCAGACUUUAUUCUCGCCCUAAAGGACAAUCCCUACUUUGGGGCUGGCUUUGGGCUUGUGGGUGUGGGCACAGCCCUGGCCCUGGCCCGGAAGGGUGCCCAGCUGGGCCUGGUGGCAUUCCGGCGUCAUUACAUGAUCACGCUGGAAGUCCCUGCUCGAGACCGAAGCUACGCCUGGUUGCUUAGUUGGCUCACCCAGCAUAGUACCCGUACUCAGCACCUCAGUGUUGAGACUUCAUACCUUCAGCAUGAGAGUGGGCGCAUCUCCACCAAGUUUGAAUUUGUCCCCAGCCCUGGAAACCACUUUAUCUGGUAUCAGGGGAAAUGGAUCCGAGUGGAACGAAGCCGAGAGAUGCAGAUGAUAGACCUGCAGACAGGAACCCCUUGGGAAUCUGUCACCUUCACAGCUCUGGGCACUGACCGAAAGGUCUUCUUCAACAUCCUGGAGGAAGCUCGAGAGCUGGCCUUGCAGCAGGAGGAAGGGAAGACGGUGAUGUACACAGCCAUGGGCUCUGAGUGGCGUCCUUUUGGCUAUCCACGCCGCCGCCGGCCACUGAAUUCUGUGGUUCUAGAACAGGGUCUGGCCAACCGAAUUGUCAGAGAUGUCCGGGAAUUCAUUGAUAAUCCCAAGUGGUACACUGACAGAGGCAUUCCCUACAGACGUGGCUACCUGCUUUAUGGGCCCCCUGGUUGUGGAAAAAGCAGUUUUAUCACAGCCCUGGCGGGGGAACUGGAGCACAGCAUCUGCCUGCUGAGCCUCACGGACUCCAGCCUCUCUGAUGACCGGCUCAACCACCUGCUGAGUGUGGCCCCGCAGCAGAGCCUGGUGCUCCUGGAGGACGUGGACGCAGCCUUUCUUAGCCGGGACCUAGCUGCAGAGAACCCAGUCAAGUACCAAGGUCUAGGUCGCCUUACCUUCAGCGGACUGCUCAAUGCCUUGGAUGGCGUGGCGUCCACGGAGGCCCGCAUCGUGUUCAUGACUACCAACCAUGUUGACAGGCUGGACCCUGCCCUGAUACGCCCCGGACGAGUAGACAUGAAGGAGUAUGUGGGCUACUGUUCACACUGGCAGCUGACCCAGAUGUUCCAGAGGUUCUAUCCAGGGCAAGCACCUUCCUUGGCUGAGGCCUUUGCAGGACGUGUCCUUCAGGUUACGACUCACAUCAGUCCCGCCCAGGUACAGGGCUACUUCAUGCUGUAUAAGAAUGACCCUGCAGGGGCGAUUCACAAUGCUGAGUCUCUGAGGACAUGACGCACAGGCUGUGCUCGGCUCUCCCCCUUGGGAGCAAUAAACACCUGCCACAGCACUCUGGUUUCUAACCUCCCUGGAUGGGUACUUAAGUAAAAAGCAGGGGCCCUCAGGCAUCCACAGAGGCAAGUGCUGGGGACAGAAGCUAAGGCCAAGUUGGAAGAGACACUAUGGUAAACAGGGAAGUGUAGUCUUCCAUUUAGAUGCAUUCAAUUUUUUAAAAAAUGUGGAUGUAUACGAAGGG
Molecule: messenger RNA, 2630 nt
Organism: Enhydra lutris kenyoni (northern sea otter)
Lineage: Eukaryota; Metazoa; Chordata; Mammalia; Carnivora; Mustelidae
Gene: BCS1L
Product: mitochondrial chaperone BCS1
Exons: 7
Coding region: 1130-2389 (419 amino acids)
Biological process (GO): mitochondrial respiratory chain complex III assembly; protein insertion into mitochondrial inner membrane from matrix
Cellular component (GO): mitochondrial inner membrane
Molecular function (GO): ATP hydrolysis activity; ATP binding
Source: RefSeq, a predicted model, not a curated record